Messenger RNA from Lactuca saligna, 459 nucleotides. The record is from the annotation of a GenBank genome assembly. NCBI's taxonomy places the organism in Eukaryota, Viridiplantae, Streptophyta, Magnoliopsida, Asterales, Asteraceae.
AUGAGCUUGCUUUUCAUAAUGUUUUACCUUGUAAUCACAGCAAAUGCAUUUUCUGAUAUAUCUCAAGUAGGUAACAUAACAUCCAAGCUAGAUUGUUAUUUCACGAAGAAAUGGACUGUUCGUAUACACAACCAGCUUACAGAGCCAAUCAUUGUUCAUGUAAAGUCAAAAAACAAUGAUCUAGGAAAUAAUACAAUGGGACCUAAUGGAUCCAAAAGUUGGGACUUCUGCAUGAAUACCACUAAGAGCACUCUCUUUUAUGGUCAGUUUAUUUGGAAAUCCAAAUCAAAGACUGCGGCCUUUACUGUUUUUGAUAAUGGUUUAUCCAAAAGAUAUUGCCCCAAGGCCUAUUCAACACAGAGUGCAGGACUUUGUGAAUGGAAGGUCAAAGAGGAUGGAUUCUACUUGCUCGGUGAUAAAGAAAAUAAUAACCCACCAAGGAUACAUGUUUGGACUUGA